UCUCUAGAAUGGCCAAUUUCAUAACUAGCAUUCUCUUCUUUCUCUUCACGUUCCUCUCGUCCUCACAUGCAAUCUACAACGUAGUCAGCUUGGGCGCCAAAUCUGACGGUACAACCGACAGCACAAAAUCGUUGCUCAAGGCAUGGGCCUUGGCCUGCAGCUCAGCUAAGCCCGAGACCAUCUACGUUCCCACCGGAAGAUACUUGCUUAAACCGGUCCAGUUCAGAGGCCCAUGUAAGAACCGAAUCGUCGUUCGGAUCGAUGGAACCCUCGUCGCCCCAUCGGACUAUCGCGUCCUCGGCAAUUCAAACAGUUGGCUUCUGUUCAUCAAGGUCACCGGAUUGUCUGUCAUCGGCGGGAACCUUGACGCACGGGGUGCCACCUAUUGGGCCUGCAAGACUUCCGGCAGAAACUGCCCUGCCGGAGCUAGGUCGAUAACGUUCAAUUACGCAAAUGAUGUUGUGAUCAGUGGCUUGACAUCGAUCAACAGCCAGAUAACGCAUGUCGUCGUGAACGGAUGCAGCAAUGUCAUGGUUCGAGGGGUGAAGAUCGUCGCACCUGAUCUGAGUCCCAACACGGACGGCAUUCACGUACAGUUCUCAUCCGGUGUAACAAUCACGAGAUCAAGCAUCAAGACAGGCGAUGACUGUGUAUCAAUUGGUUCGGGAACCAAAAACCUUUGGAUUGAUCGGGUUAGCUGUGGGCCGGGACAUGGCAUCAGUAUCGGAAGUCUGGCCAAGGAUAAGAAUGAACAAGGGGUGCAGAAUGUGACGGUAAAGGAUAGUACACUCACCGGAACUGAUAACGGGUUACGUAUAAAGUCGUGGGCCAGACCCAGCAACGGGUUCGUGAGAGGCGUCCUUUAUCAGAACAUAAUCAUGAACAACGUAAAGAACCCGAUCUUAAUAGAUCAGAAGUAUUGCCCCAACAAUCGUUGCCCUAAGCAGAGUUCUGGUGUGAAGAUCAGCCAAGUGACUUACCGGAAUAUCAAGGGAACGUCGGCCACACAAGUGGCCGUGAAAUUUGACUGCAGUUCAAGUAAUCCAUGCAGAGGUAUCAGAUUGGAGGACGUGAAGCUUACAUAUCAGAAAGGAGCAGUUCAGUCAUCUUGUGUCAAUGCCGGUGGUACCGCCGGCGGAUUAGUCAUGCCGGCGGAUUAUUUCUUUCAUCUUGUUUAUGAAAGAAAUUCUUGAAAUAUUAUUCUGUCAGACUUAUAAAUUGGUUUUUAAGAUGCCCAUUACCAGUUAGAACUUAGGAGAACCCAGAGGAGAGCCAUGGUUCGGGUUCCAGAAUUUUUUUUUUCCUUUCGCUCUUAAUCCAGUAAUUUGGACGAGUUGACUCAAAACUCGUGGUCGGUUUGUUCAACUAUACACGAAUUUAAAGAAAUAAUAAACUUGUGAUGGAGCUUUUAAGAUUU
Messenger RNA from Nelumbo nucifera (sacred lotus), 1417 nucleotides. RefSeq names its product polygalacturonase-like. Lineage: Eukaryota; Viridiplantae; Streptophyta; Magnoliopsida; Proteales; Nelumbonaceae. Gene Ontology annotation, biological process: carbohydrate metabolic process. Gene Ontology annotation, molecular function: polygalacturonase activity. The record is from RefSeq and is a predicted model, not a curated record.